CUUUCAAUCACGUCGGGGUCACCACUUGUAGCGGGAGCUAGGUGAUUAUGCUCGACCGCCACAAAGGGAAGAUCUUCCCGCCAGGCUAGGUGUUGCGCCUGGGGAACCGCACGGCUCCGACGGUGUCAUGUCGGAGGUUGUAUUUAUGCUUCCAAUCGAAAACGCACUUGUUAGCUGUCCAUAGUGAGUCGACCGUUGUGCCAUCUGUCCGUAGUGUCCUGGAUCACUUGUGUGGCUUGUUAUUAGUUGCGUUUGGUCGGCUUUUUACAUCUGCGCCGUUGUGCAUGUGGCGUGGUAGAUGUCGCCACAAUCUCUUUAUUAUGAUAUCAAGGUAACCAUGGCAACUGUCCACAACAAACUGUCGUGCUGUUACCCAACCACGAUAUGAGGCUCAUAUCUGUGUCCCCAACAACUCCAAAAAUAAUAAACAAUGAAAGAUGGACAACGACGUCACUAAUUACUCCGUCGUAGGUAGAAUAGGAGAAGGUGCUCAUGGAUUGGUAUUCAAAGCUAGACAUAUUCCAAGUGGUCGCGAAGUGGCGCUCAAGAAAAUACUCAUUAAAAACUUAGAGGACGGCAUACCAGUCAAUGUUAUGAGGGAAAUCAAAGCGUUACAACUGCUGAGAUGUAAAUAUAUAAUAAAACUUUACGACAUGUUCCCACGAGGCAUGAGCUUGGUUCUGGUGCUUGAGUACAUGUGUUCAGGGCUGUGGGAGAUGCUACAUCACAACCAACAUGAGCUGACGAUAUCCAGGGUUAAAAAGUACGCCCAAAUGCUGCUGAAGGGAACGCGGUACAUGCACGCACAUUAUGUGAUGCACAGGGACCUGAAACCCGCCAAUUUAUUGAUCAAUCACGAAGGCAUUUUGAAGAUAGCAGAUUUAGGACUGGCAAGAUUGUAUUGGCCUGAUGGCGGAAGGCCUUAUUCUCACCAAGUGGCUACACGAUGGUACCGCGCUCCCGAACUUUUGUAUGGCGCAAGAUAUUACUCUGAAAAUGUAGAUUUGUGGGCAGUGGGCUGUAUUAUCGCAGAGAUGAUAACAAAACAGCCUUUAUUUUCGGGUGAAUCCGACAUAGAACAGCUAGCUAUAGUGUUGCAGCACCUCGGUACGCCCACAGAGGAGACGUGGCCGGGUCACACUGAGCUGCCAGAUUUCCACAAAAUCACCUUUCCAGAAUCGACCCCUACGCUCUGGUCCGAUCUGCUACCUGGCGUAGAUCCGGACGCAGUUCAUCUUGUGAAGUCCUUUGUUUUAUACGACGCAAAUAAGAGGAUUUCAGCCAAGAAUGCCUUGAGGCACCCCUGGUUUCAAAUGAGACCCUUCCCAGCCAGCUUAGAGGAAAUGCCAAAACCAAACUUUGGGAAACAUAAAUAAAAUCAAAUUAUCUUAAAA
Messenger RNA from Plodia interpunctella (Indianmeal moth), 1394 nucleotides. RefSeq names its product cyclin-dependent kinase 20-like. Gene Ontology annotation, molecular function: ATP binding; protein serine/threonine kinase activity. Gene Ontology annotation, biological process: protein phosphorylation. NCBI's taxonomy places the organism in Eukaryota, Metazoa, Arthropoda, Insecta, Lepidoptera, Pyralidae. The record is from RefSeq and is a predicted model, not a curated record. Bases 438 to 1376 code for a protein of 312 amino acids. The transcript is spliced from 6 exons. Gene Ontology annotation, cellular component: nucleus.